UCCUGGGGUCGGCGACCGCCUGGCGUGGGGCUCCUCGACUGUACGGGAGGACGGAUCUUUCUUCCGCAGCCUGUCGGAGGUCCCCUAUCGGCUUGCCACCAUGAGUAGCGAAUUCUUGGCGGAGCUGCACUGGGACGAUGGGUUUGCUAUACCGGUGGCAAAUGAGGAGAACAAGAUACUGGAAGAUGAGUUGUCAAAGCUGCAAGAGGAAAGGUCGAGCUUGCAAGACCAGCUACGUGACUAUGAAGAUCGAAUUAAUGCUAUGACUUCUCACUUCAAAAAUGUUAGGCAAGAAUUUUCAUUUACACAGUCUCUUUGUAAAGCUAGGGAGCAUGAGAUUGAAAGUGAAGAACAUUUUAAGAUCAUUGCUGAAAGAGAACUGGGACGAGUGAAGGAUGAAAUCCAACGACUGGAAAAUGAAAUGGCUUCAAUACGGGAAAAGAAAAGUGAUAAGGAAAACAACAUAUUUAAAACUACUCAAAAAUUGGAUGGUUUGAAAUGUCAGAUGAACUGGGACCAGCAAGCAUUGGAAGCCUGGUUAGAAGAAUCAGCUCAUAAAGAUAGUGAUGCCCUCACUCUUCAGAAGUAUGCACAACAAGAUGAUAAUAAAAUUAGGGCAUUGACCCUGCAAUUAGAAAGACUGACUUUGGAAUGUCAUCAGAGAAGAAAGGUACUUGACAACGAACUUACAGAGACUCUAAGUGCACAGUUAGAAUUGGAUAAAGCGGCACAAGAUUUUCGUAAGAUUCAUAAUGAAAGACAAGAACUCAUUAAACAGUGGGAGAACACAAUAGAACAGAUGCAGAAGAGAGAUCGAGACAUUGAUAACGGUGCCUUGGCAUUAACAAGGAUAAAGCAGGAAAUACGAGAAAAAGAAAAUUUGGUUAAAGAAAAGAUCAAGUUUUUGGAAAAUGAGAUUGGGAAUAACACAGAAUAUGAGAAAAGAAUUUCUGUUGCUGAUCGUAAACUUUUAAAAUGUAGAAUGGAGUAUCAGCGUCAUGAAACAAACAGAAGUCAGCUGAAAGAUGAGCUGGAUUCUUUAAAAGCCACGGUGAAUAGAAGUUCCAGUGAUUUAGAAGGUAUAAGGAGAAAUAUUUCCAAAAUAAAGAAGGACAUUCAUGAAGAAACAGCAAGGUUACAGAAAAUUAAAAAUCAUAAUCAGAUUGUGAGAAAAAAAUUAAAGCAGAUAACUGAGAAAACAAUGUCUGUAGAAGAGAAAGCUACCAAUUUGGAAGAUAUGCUAAGGGAGGAGGAAAAAAAUGUAAAGGAAGUGGAAGUUCAGUUGAACAUAGUGAAAGAGGUGCUAUUUAAGAAAGUUCAGGAAUUACAGACUGAGACAAUGAAAGAAAAAGCUGUUGUAUCAGAAAUCGAAGGAACUCGGUCCUCUCUAAAGCACCUCAACCAUCAGUUACAUAAACUGGAUUUUGAAACCUUGAAGCAGCAAGAAAUUAUGUACAGUCAGGAUUUUUACAUUCAACAAGUGGAACGCCGAAUGUCACGGUUAAAAGGAGAGAUUAAUUCAGAAGAAAAACAAGCCCUUGAAACAAAAAUUGUUGAACUUAAAAAGAUGUUGGAAGAGAAAAAAUCUACAUUUGGCCUUUUGGAAACACAGAUCAAGAAACUUCAUAAUGAUCUUUACUUUAUCAAGAAGUCAAAUAGUAAAAAUUGUGAUGAAAAACAGUUCCUCAUGACCAAAAUAAAUGAACUAAACCUUUUCAAUGACAGAUCAGAGAAAGAACUUAAUAAAACCAGAGCUUUGAAACAGGAUUUGAUGAUAGAAGAUAAUCUUUUAAAACUUGAAGUUAAACGUACUCGAGAAAUGCUUCACAGUAAGGCAGAAGAAGUACUUUCUCUGGAAAAAAGAAAACAGCAGUUACACACAGCUAUGGAAGAACGAAUCGAAGAAAUUAAGGUUCACAAAACAAUGCUUGCAUCACAAAUAAGAUAUGUUGAUCAAGAACGGCAGAACAUAAGUGCUGAGUUUCAUGAGAGGCUAAGUAAAAUUGAUAAGCUGAAGAACAGAUACGAAAUUCUUACUGUUGUUAUGCUGCCUCCUGAAGGAGAAGAGGAGAAAACACAGGCCUAUUAUGUGAUAAAGGCCGCUCAAGAAAAAGAAGAACUUCAAAGGGAAGGUGACAGUUUGGAUGCUAAGAUCAACAAAGCUGAAAAAGAAAUCUAUGCUUUAGAAAACACCUUGCAAGUGCUGAGAAAUUGCAACAACAAUUACAAACAAUCUUUUAAAAAAGUCACUCCAUCCAGUGAUGAGUAUGAACAAAAAAUCCAACUAGAAGAACAAAAAAGAGCUAUUGAUGAAAAAUACAGAUACAAACAAAGACAAAUCAGGGAACUACAGGAAGAUAUCCAGAGCAUGGAAAAUACUUUAGAAGUUAUAGAACAUUUAACAAAUAGUGUCAAAGAAAAAUUAUCAGAGAAGCAGACUUAUUCAUCUCAACUAAAUAGAGAAACUGAGGAACAGAAGCCAAAAUUAGAGAGAGUAACUAAACAGUGUGCAAAACUCACCAAGGAAAUCCGACUUCUGAAAGACACAAAAGAUGAAACACUAGAAGAACAAGACAUCAGACUUCGUGAAGUAAAACAUUUCCACAAGAUCAUUGAUCAAAUGCUAGUUGAUGUCAUGGAAGAAAAUGCUGAGAUCCGUAUUAUCCUUCAAACAUACUUUCAACAGAAUGGUUUAGAACUACCUACAGCUGGUCCAAAAGGCAGUCGCCAGAGUUCUAGAUCUCCUUCACAGACUUCACUGUUAUCAACAAGGUCAUCGAGAAGUACCACAAGUACUGCCUCUCAGACUUCAAUUAAAGUAGUAGAGCUGAACUUCCCUGCCUCCUCUUCAGUGAUUGACAACAUUUCUAGGCCACCAAGUACAACCAGUAGCUCCAAUAAUGAUAAAAACAAAAAGGGCAGCAAAUAAACAUUUCAACUUCUUUUGUAUAAGUUGUAAACACAAAAGCAAAAAUCUCACUUUUAAGAUAGUGAAUUCCACCCUGCACUUUUGGGUGCUGUGGAGUGAUGAG
Neogale vison (American mink) is the source of this 3032-nucleotide messenger RNA. RefSeq names its product coiled-coil domain containing 39 (gene CCDC39). Gene Ontology annotation, biological process: inner dynein arm assembly; cilium movement; cilium-dependent cell motility. The record is from RefSeq and is a predicted model, not a curated record. The transcript is spliced from 20 exons. NCBI's taxonomy places the organism in Eukaryota, Metazoa, Chordata, Mammalia, Carnivora, Mustelidae. Bases 101 to 2929 code for a protein of 942 amino acids. Gene Ontology annotation, cellular component: axoneme.